ACGGGGCGGGGCCAUUUGUGCGCUCGCUCCGCUCAGCCCGGGCUGCGGAGCUUGCGGGGCCGGUGAUGCACCACCACCAGCAGCGCUGCGGAAAGUUCGGACCAACGCGCAUCAGACCGGGGGAGGGACGGGCUAGAGGCCGCGGGUGAGUUCCUGGCGCGGCGGGGUCUCGAGCUGUUGAAGGUCACUGUCUUGGUCACCAGCCUGCCUCCCUUCUCUUGGCCUGGAGCUCUGGGAGGGCAGGGGCUGUCCCCCUCCUGAGCUGGACCUGGGACUGGUGCUGCUCACCUCCCCACCACCACACUGUCGCUGGCCUCCAGUCAUGGCGCCCCUGCUGGUGCUGUUCCUGGCCGCCCUGGUGGGCCUGCCUCUAGCCCAGGCUCUGGACUGCCAUGUGUGCGCCUACAAUGGAGACAAUUGCUUCAACCCCAUGCGCUGCCCGGCCAUGGUCACCUACUGCAUGACUACACGUACCUAUUACACCCCGUACAAGAUGAAGGUCAGCAAGUCCUGUGUGCCCAGAUGCUUUGAGACUGUGUAUGACGGCUACUCCAAGCACGCGUCCACCACCUCCUGCUGCCAGUAUGACCUCUGUAAUGGUGCUGGCUUGGCUGCCCCAGGGACCCUGGCCCUGGCCCCCAUUCUCCUGGCCACCCUCUGGGCCCUGCUCUAAAGCCCUGGUCCCCUGGCAAACCCACUCGAGGACAGAGCUCUCAAGAGACAGCUGCACGCUCUCACAUGGUGUCCCCACCUGACAUUCUGCCUCCCAAGACCCCCUCAGCCACACCCAGAUGCAGAGCUGUCUGCAGAGGGACUCCUGGCCUCCCACCGCCCACAAGGCCUCCCUCUGAGGCCUUGGGCUUUCAUUUUUAAACAGCUGCUGUGUGGGACUGGACCUCCCAUGGGUGCCUGGCCUUGGUGGGCAGGCUGGGCCCUGCCUCAGUCCAGGGACAGAGAUCUGGGAAAGUGCUAUUUAUGGGGAGAUCCAUCAGCUGAGAAGCACUGAUUUGAUGGGAGUAGGGCCAGACUCCACCCUGCCUGCAGCAGCUGGUGGGUGUGCUGGAGCGGGAGGGAGACAGGAACCCACUG
Molecule: messenger RNA, 1089 nt
Organism: Urocitellus parryii (Arctic ground squirrel)
Lineage: Eukaryota; Metazoa; Chordata; Mammalia; Rodentia; Sciuridae
Product: ly-6/neurotoxin-like protein 1
Cellular component (GO): plasma membrane
Source: RefSeq, a predicted model, not a curated record